Messenger RNA from Tachyglossus aculeatus (Australian echidna), 2953 nucleotides. It is a transcript of the gene KBTBD2, whose product is annotated as kelch repeat and BTB domain containing 2. The record is from RefSeq and is a predicted model, not a curated record. The transcript has 7 exons. The coding region runs from base 719 to 2590 and encodes 623 amino acids. Gene Ontology annotation, molecular function: protein binding. NCBI's taxonomy places the organism in Eukaryota, Metazoa, Chordata, Mammalia, Monotremata, Tachyglossidae.
GGCGGCGGCCGCCGUCGUCGUGACCGGGCCCCCGGGAACCGGAGUCCACCGCUGUCUAAAGAGAAUCCCUUUUGGCUCCUGGGUGAUGGUGUGUCCCUGACCGAAAGAUGCUUACCCUCUGCUGUGGGAAGAACUGUUUCCUUUUGCUUUGAAGGUUGCAGGCCCGGGAAUGACAAUCCUGUGCAAAUAUGCAUACUUUAAGCUCAGGUGAAGCAACUUUGACGCUUUGGCGUAGACCUUUCCAUUAUGGGUACCCCUGAUGAGAGACUACCUCAGUGGCAUGCGUAUGCAAACUCUCCUGCCCCGAUAAAGCAUCGAUUCAUAGGAGAGACGACGUUAUUACUGUUGAACUCAAGUGGAGCCGCCGGUUACAGGGUUGCCACAAUUUCUACCUCAUGCAUCGUUCCCUAUUGUUGGUGUGCUACAACUUGGCAAAUCUGCGCAGGAGCUCUACCGACUGUCUUAAAAGACUGCUAAAAAAAAAAAAAGCCGAGCUACGUAGUUAAUGCGUAAUGACCUAGGAGUGGGUCAGAGUCUCUAAUAGUUUUGAUUCAUCAAUCUUGGUGGGCACUGAUGAAUGUCAAUUUUAGUGCUGAGUGCUGCAGAUGACAGCUCCUCCUUCCUCCUUUACACCUGAAACAUUUACUUGAGACCUUCUUCCAUCAGAAAGAUCCCAGCUUCUCUCAUUUGGUCCUGGAGACCUUAAUGGAAUACAGUCAUGUCCACACACGACGAGAGGCAGAUUAAUACGGAAUAUGCUGUAUCCCUGCUGGAGCAGUUCAGACUGUUCUAUGAACAGCAGUUGCUAACUGACAUAGUGUUAAUUGUUGAGGGCACUGAAUUCCCUUGUCACAAGAUGGUCCUUGCAACUUGCAGCUCUUAUUUCAGGGCCAUGUUCAUGAGUGGACUGAGUGAAAGUAAACAGACCCAUGUGCACCUGAGGAAUGUGGAUGCGGCCACUUUACAGCUAAUAAUAACCUACGCCUACACGGGUAACCUGGCAGUAAACGACAGCACCGUAGAACAACUGUAUGAGACGGCUUGCUUCCUCCAGGUCGAAGACGUGCUGCAGCAGUGUCGAGAGUAUCUAAUUAAAAAAAUAAACGCCGAGAAUUGCGUGCGACUGUUGAGUUUUGCCGACCUCUUCAGCUGCGAGGAACUAAAAGAGAGCGCCAAGAGGAUGGUGGAGCACAAGUUCGCCGCCGUGUGCCACCAGGACGCUUUCAUGCAACUGUCCCACGACCUGCUGGUCGACAUCCUCAGUAGUGACAAUUUGAACGUGGAAAAAGAGGAGACGGUCCGCGAAGCGGCCAUGCUGUGGCUGGAGUACAACCCGGACUCCCGAUCCCAGUAUUUAUCCUCGGUCCUGAGCCAGAUCCGCAUCGACGCGCUCUCGGAGGUCACCCAGCGGGCGUGGUUCCAGGGCCUGCCGCCCAAUGACAAGUCCGUGGUGGUCCAGGGCCUUUACAAGUCCAUGCCCAAGUUUUUCAAACCCCGCCUGGGGAUGACCAAGGAGGAGAUGAUGAUAUUCAUCGAAGCCGCUUCCGAGAGUCCCAGCGGUCUCUUCUCUUCGGUCUGUUACAGCCCCCAGGCGGAAAAAAUGUACAAGAUCUGCAGCCCCCCCGCCGACCUGCACAAGGUGGGCACCCUGGUGACCCCGGAUAACGACCUGUACAUAGCCGGCGGGCAGGUCCCCCUGAAGAACCCCAAAGUGAACCACAGCAAGACCAGCAAGCUGCAGGCCACCUUCCGGACCGUCAACUGCUUCUACUGGUUCGACGCCCAGCAGAACGCCUGGUUCCCCAAGACGCCGAUGCUCUUCGUCCGCAUCCAGCCGUCCCUGGUGUGCUGCGAAGGGUACAUCUACGCCAUCGGCGGGGACAGCGUGGGCGGGGAGCUGAACCGCCGGACGGUGGAGCGCUACGACCCGGAGAAGGACGAGUGGACCAUGGUGAGCCCCUUGCCCUGCGCCUGGCAGUGGAGCGCGGCGGUCGUGGUGCACGACUGCAUUUACGUGAUGACCCUGAACCUCAUGUACUGCUACUUCCCGCGGUCGGAUUCCUGGGUGGAGAUGGCCAUGCGGCAGACGAGCCGGUCCUUCGCCUCGGCCGCGGCCUUCGGGGACAGCAUCUUCUACAUCGGAGGCCUGCACGUGGGCGGCAACAGCGGCGUGCGGUUCCCCACCAGCACCGUCGACGGGCCUUCCAUCACGGUGGAGAUCUACGACGUGAACAAGAACGAGUGGCGGAUGGCGGCCAACAUCCCCGCCAAGCGGUACUCGGACCCCUGCGUCCGAGCGGUGGUCAUCUCCAAUUCCCUGUGCGUCUUCAUGCGGGAGACCCACUGGAACGAGAGGGCCAGGUACGCCACCUACCAGUACGACCUGGAGCUCGACCGGUGGUCUCUGCGGCAGCACAUAUCGGAGCGGGUCCUCUGGGAUCUGGGCAGGGACUUCCGCUGCACCGUGGGGAAGCUGUACCCCUCUUGCCUCGAGGAAUCUCCGUGGAAACCUCCGACGUACCUCUUUUCCCCCGACGGGGCCGACGAGUUCGAGCUGGACGGGGAGAUGGUCGUGCUCCCCCUGGUAUAGCCGGGGAGUCGAGGCAGGGUCCGGCCGAGCCUCCCGGCCCCGGCGGGCUCCCGGGAGAGACCGAGACCUGGCCCGGCCAGCUCCGGAAACGGACUCCCUCGCGGACUGGGUCUCCGGGGCCCCGUUGGACUCCUGCGGCAGUACCGGGUAUACCGGCCGGCCUCGCGGAGAGAAGAGAUAUGCUUCCGUAAUCUGAUGAAAUAAAUAGCUUAUCCGAUAAUGAAUUGAAAAACCUCGACGUAUAUCCCGGAGGGCUCGAGCGUCCGGGUCCCCCGAGGCCGGACCGAACUCCCGCUCGGAGGCGAGUGCGCUUCACGGAAGCGGUGCCCGGCUGCGACGCUCCGAGAGGCUCUCUCGACGGGC